Messenger RNA from Musca vetustissima, 410 nucleotides. Its product is annotated as ATP synthase subunit g, mitochondrial-like. Gene Ontology annotation, molecular function: proton transmembrane transporter activity. Bases 63 to 362 code for a protein of 99 amino acids. The record is from RefSeq and is a predicted model, not a curated record. NCBI's taxonomy places the organism in Eukaryota, Metazoa, Arthropoda, Insecta, Diptera, Muscidae. Gene Ontology annotation, biological process: proton motive force-driven ATP synthesis. The transcript has 3 exons.
ACGCAUACAUUUCCAACUGUGUAUUUCAUUGACGAUUACUUGUCCACGAAUAAACAAAGAAAAUGGCUGGUGUUGCUACAAAGGGAUCCACAUUAGUGAACAGAUUGCUUACUCAAGCUCGUCCUCAAUUGGACACCUUCUUGAGAUACGCCAAGGUGGAAUUAACUCCACCCACACCAGCUGACAUUCCUGCUAUUCGUCAAGGUAUCGGCCGCUUGGUUACUGGUGCUCGUACCGGUGCUUACAAGAACUUGACCGUUCGUGAAGCCUGGUUGAACACUUUGGUCACCAUGGAAGUUGUCUUCUGGUUCUACAUUGGUGAAUGCAUCGGCAAACGCCACAUUGUUGGCUAUGAUGUCUAAAUCUACGAUUAUCUAGCAUCGAUGAAAUACAUGUAUUUUUUAGAUUAC